AAAAGGAAAAGGAAAAGGAAAAAGGAAAAUAGUAGACAGGGGCAAGUGUCUAGAUUCAUUCAUUCAAAGAUGCACCGAAGAAACAGAAGCCUCGAGAAGAGGGCAGACCUCAACAAACACUGAUGCAUUGCUGCCCAUUCCUUCUUCAAUUCCCUUGUUUUGGUUUCAGCUCACAUAAACUCGUUCGUUUCUCUUCUCUCUCUCUCUCUCUAUCGGACAGAGAAGCAGACAGGUUUAUUUAAGGAUUUGCAUUCCUGACAGAAGAAACGUUUACGAUGUCUACUCUGAGCAAUUCAACAAAUAUAUUUUGGCAAGAAUGUCCAGUUGGGAAGGUUGAAAGGCAAAAGCUGCUUAAUCAAAAGGGGUGUGUUGUAUGGAUUACAGGUCUCAGCGGAUCAGGGAAAAGCACACUGGCAUGCUCCUUAAGUAGAGAACUGCACUCUAGGGGAAAGAUGUCCUAUGUCCUUGAUGGAGAUAACCUUCGGCAUGGACUAAACAAGGACCUUGGUUUCAAACCAGAAGAUCGGACUGAAAAUAUACGCAGAGUUGGGGAAGUGGCAAAACUCUUUGCGGAUGCUGGUUUGAUCUGUAUUGCCAGUCUGAUAUCUCCGUAUAGAAAAGAUCGGGAUGCUUGCCGUGCAAUGUUGCCAGAUGCAAAUUUUAUUGAGGUUUACAUGAACUUGCCUCUAGCAUUGUGUGAAGCAAGAGAUACAAAAGGCCUUUACAAGCUUGCACGAGCUGGAAAGAUCAAAGGUUUCACUGGGAUAGAUGAUCCUUAUGAACCUCCAUUGAACUGUGAGAUUGAAAUUCAACAGAAAGAAGGGUUUUGCCCAACGCCAGGUGCCAUGGCAGUGCAAGUAAUGUCUUACUUGGAGGACAAAGGAUUUCUUCAAGAUCAGUGAUGGAGCCUCCUACAGUUGACGACCACCGGAACAUUGAUCCUCCAAUAAUCAUUCUACUAUCAAAGUAGAGGAUGAUAUCAUUUCAAACACAAGUGAUGGGAUACAGAUUAAUGCUUUAACCCCUUCAGGCUAUUGGUAGAAAAAUAGUAGGCUUCAACUACUUAUCUGAAUGUUUGAAACGAUGGAGGUAAAUAUUUUUCUGUUUUUUCUAGAUUGGUGCUGUGCUGUGCUGUGCUGUGCCUGUCAACUUAGUAACAUCUUCUCUUAGCUCAUUACCAGCCUUCAUUUUUUGGGAAAUAAUGGGAAUCUUCGUUUCAGGUCAUCCAAAAAGGUAUCAGUUGUAAAAAGUAAUUGUAUCUUUUCCACUCCAAUUUAAAGUCCAUAACUUUCCUUGUA
This is a messenger RNA of Alnus glutinosa, 1298 nucleotides long. Its product is annotated as adenylyl-sulfate kinase 3. The record is from RefSeq and is a predicted model, not a curated record. Gene Ontology annotation, molecular function: adenylylsulfate kinase activity; ATP binding. Lineage: Eukaryota; Viridiplantae; Streptophyta; Magnoliopsida; Fagales; Betulaceae. The transcript has 7 exons. Gene Ontology annotation, biological process: sulfate assimilation. Bases 276 to 902 code for a protein of 208 amino acids.